Messenger RNA from Merops nubicus (carmine bee-eater), 1576 nucleotides. RefSeq names its product CTD nuclear envelope phosphatase 1 regulatory subunit 1 (gene CNEP1R1). Gene Ontology annotation, cellular component: cytoplasm; Nem1-Spo7 phosphatase complex. The transcript is spliced from 5 exons. The record is from RefSeq and is a predicted model, not a curated record. Lineage: Eukaryota; Metazoa; Chordata; Aves; Coraciiformes; Meropidae. The annotation marks the transcript as partial.
AUCUCAAAGCUUUUGAAAGAAGACUUACUGAAUACAUUGCAUGUUUGCAACCAGCUACAGGACGUUGGAGAAUGAUUCUGAUAGUGGUAUCGGUCUGCACAGCAACUGGCGCUUGGAACUGGUUAAUAGACCCAGAGACACAAAAGGUGUCAUUUUUUACAUCACUUUGGAAUCACCCAUUUUUCACAAUUAGCUGUAUUACGUUAAUAGGCUUGUUCUUUGCUGGAAUACAUAAACGAGUGGUGGCACCAUCAAUUAUAGCAGCUCGAUGUCGAACUGUUCUGGCAGAAUAUAAUAUGUCCUGUGAUGAUACUGGAAAAUUAAUUUUGAAACCUAGGCCUCACGUUCAAUAAGGGCUAUCUUCCUUCAGUUUUUUUCCCACUGCCAUGGAAACCAAAAAUGACCUUUUUUUAAGGUAGUAUGACAGCAAAAUACACACAGGACUGGCUGUCACUGCCUGGGAGUGAAAGUCUUACACAGUUGAGAGUGAAAGUGUGCAAUAUUACUUUCUUGAAUAUUUCUCCAAAUUUUGUUGUCAUAUUAUCAGUGCUUUUGCUACUUCUGAUUACCUCUUUUUCAGUAUUAGUGUCACUUUUUUACUUCAGCUAGAACAGAACAUACAGGCAAAGUAUGUCAAUCGGCUGUGAAGCUAAACUUGAAAAUCAAACCUCAUUUUUGUGAUGUCUUUGUAAGCUAUUGUAAAUAGCAAGUCAAUGCCAAUGUUCAGGAAAAGUAAUAUUUGCUGGAAGGAGUUUUUUCUGUUCUCAUGAACAGUACUGAAAGGAACAUAUACCAUUCCCAUCAUGUUUUAUUAGCACACUUAUUACAGCUGUCCUUGUCUCCUGGUCACUUUCUCGAACUGGUUCAAAGGCUCGCAGAGAGACAGCCUGUCUGUGCUGGAGAAAACCUUAAGAACUUUGCAAAUGUAUCAAGGAUCACAUUUGUCAAAUCGUGUCUGUUGUGCACCAGCCACUUUGGUUGUGGUCAUACCUAGUUCCUUGUUUGAUCUGGUUCACAACACUGCUAUUUUAAGAUUUUAGUAUUUUAAACAUUGUCUUAAAUAUGCUUAUAUCCUCCAGAUUGUAACAUUGUACUGUAUCUGAAGUCCAUGUGACCAUUCUGAGUGGAUUUUUAUGCUGUGAUAGUCUGACAAUGAAAAUAGUAUUGCAAAUGUAACUUCAGAUUUGAUGAAGAGAAUAUAGGAGUGCCACAAUAAAUAACAGCAUUUGUUAUUCAGAGUGUUAAAAAGAAGAUGUGGACGUUAUAUGCGUAAAGCAUAACUUUUUAGUAGCUAAAACUGUAAAGAGUUUUAAGAGUUUAAGUUGUUCAAGGUGCCUUUUUAAUUGUUUCAAACUCUUGAUUGACUAAAACUGCAAAGCUGUUGCAACUUCUGUAACUGUACUACAAUAAGGUAGGCUGGCUUCUAAGGGCAGCCUAUUGGUGUAACUUUGUCAGUUGAGACGUUAAGAAUUGUCUCCUGUAAUUUUUUCCACGAAGUCUUCUGCCCACCCAUUAUUUUUAACUGCUGUAUAUUUUGUAGGUAAAUGUGUAUAAAAUAAAUUCUUUGUAUAAACAG